Messenger RNA from Arabidopsis lyrata subsp. lyrata, 1631 nucleotides. RefSeq names its product autophagy-related protein 18c. Lineage: Eukaryota; Viridiplantae; Streptophyta; Magnoliopsida; Brassicales; Brassicaceae. The record is from RefSeq and is a predicted model, not a curated record. Gene Ontology annotation, biological process: nucleophagy; protein localization to phagophore assembly site; autophagy of mitochondrion. Gene Ontology annotation, molecular function: phosphatidylinositol-3-phosphate binding; phosphatidylinositol-3,5-bisphosphate binding; protein binding. Gene Ontology annotation, cellular component: cytosol; phagophore assembly site membrane; extrinsic component of membrane.
UUAAACCGGAGAAUUCAAUUUAGACGAAGAUAAAACUUACCGGUAUAGAGAGAAAUCAAUCAUUCAGAGAGAAAUCAGCAACUCUGGAGAGAGCGUGUUCGUCAUUCAAAUCCGAACCUUGGAGAUUCAAUAUUUCACCGUAGAUCUCGUCCUACUCGUCCCGUAGAUUCGUUUCCGAUUGGUCCAGUGUCAAAAAAAAUGAGCUCAACUGUUUCAAAUCCCCAAGGAAUCCUGCAACAAGGUGGUUACAGUGGUCAUGACUCCCGCAGUAACAUCACCUCUGGCUCAGAAUCAGAAUCUAUUAACAACGACGAAGCAGAGUUGGUCACUGUGUGUAGGAAUCAAGAUUCCAGUUGCUUCGCAGCUGGAACGAGUCAUGGCUAUCGUAUAUAUAACUGUCAACCUUUCAAGGAAACUUUCAGGCGUGAGCUAAAGAACGGUGGUUUCAAAAUUGUAGAGAUGCUUUGCCGAAUCAAUAUAUUGGCACUUGUAGGUGGUGGACCUAACUCUCAGUACCCUUCAAACAAAGUACUAAUUUGGGAUGAUCAUCAGACCCGUUGCAUUAGUGAAUUGCAAUUAAGGUCUGAGAUUCGUGCUGUGAAAUUACGAAGAGAUCGGAUUGUUGUUGUUCUUGAACAUAAGAUUUAUGUUUACAAUUUUAUGGACCUUAGACUUCUUCAUCAGAUUGAAACCCAAGCUAAUCCUAGAGGAUUAUGUUGCCUUUCUCAUCAUUCUAAUACGUCUGUGCUCGCUUGCCCCGGUCUUCAUCGAGGAGAGAUUCGAGUUGAACAUUUCGGGCUUAACAUGGUACAAAUCAUAAAUGCUCAUGAUUCUAGUAUUGCGUGUAUGACUUUGACAUUGGAUGGUUUGUUGCUCGCAACUGCUAGUACAAAGGGAACUCUGAUUAGAAUCUUCAACACUAUGGACGGAACUCGUUUGCAAGAGGUACGAAGAGGAGUGGACAGAGCAGAUAUUUAUAGCAUUGCACUUUCACCAAACGUGCAGUGGCUGGCUGUAUCAAGCGACAAGGGGACUGUUCACAUUUUCUCUCUUAGAGUUAGGCUAGUUGGGGAGGAUUCUUAUUCCACUGAAAAUGCAGCUCUCCUGACACAACAAACUUAUUCUACUUCUCUGCAAGGCAUUGUUUCUCCAACCACUGGUACCAAUCCCGGUUCGUCAUUGUCGUUUAUGAGAGGUGUUCUACCAAAGUAUUUCAGCUCGGAAUGGUCAUAUGCACAGUUUCAUGUAUCAGAAGUCACACAAUUCUUCGCAGCAUUUGGCAGUAACAACACGGUUGCUAUUAUCGGCAUGGAUGGAAGUUUUUACAGAUGCAGCUUUGAUCCCGUGAACGGAGGAGAGAUGGGGCAACUGGAAUAUUUCCACUUUCUGAAGACGGACAACCGCCGGAGAUAAGUCAGACUCAUGCUUCACUCACUCCUCUAAGCUCUCUGUACAUAACCAUGUCUAUGUAAAUAGAUUUGGUAAGACUGCAUAAGAUUUAAUUUUUGCAUAUUGCUACGUCGAGUGAAAGGACCUGCAUUACUGAUUGGGACUAUGUAAAUAGCUACAUAGCAAGAUUCACCCGCAACAGUUUGCUUCUAAACACUGUAUUAUGUAAAUUGUUUUUUUUU